Molecule: messenger RNA, 2346 nt
Organism: Hydra vulgaris (swiftwater hydra)
Lineage: Eukaryota; Metazoa; Cnidaria; Hydrozoa; Anthoathecata; Hydridae
Product: protein wntless homolog
Biological process (GO): Wnt protein secretion; intracellular protein transport; Wnt signaling pathway
Cellular component (GO): endomembrane system; organelle membrane
Molecular function (GO): Wnt-protein binding
Source: RefSeq, a predicted model, not a curated record
UUUUUAAAUACAAUGUGUUUUAAAAUGUUACUUAAAAAAUGUAUAAGAAAUUUGAUAGGAAGCAAAAAGAAAAUAACAUUCUUACACUGGAGGAUAAAAAAAGAUAUUUUUACAUUGUCUUUUGGAUGACGUGAAAGAAAAGAACAAGUAAACACUCUAGUUACUUUUACAGGCUUAUGAUAUUUGUGAGAUGUCCCAAACCCUUCUUGAAAGUUUGAGUAAAAAGAAACUUUUUUUGUUUUCUGCAUUUUUACUUAUUGGGAUUUCAGGGUUCUUUAUACUUGGUGGCAUAAAAGGCGCUGACCCUGCUACAGCCAAUAUACAUAUUGCCAACUUGUUUAAAACAAAUAAUUUAAAAAAAUAUAAUUUUGCUAAUCCUCAAGAUUGGGUUUGGUAUCGAGUUAACAAUCCUGCUGAAAAUGAUAAACAAGGUUACACUGAAGAAGAUUUUAUACAUAUAUUACAUUCUGGAAACAAAUCUCAGAGAAUUACACCUGAAAAUCUUGUGCUAGCAACAAAAAUUCCUCAUCCUGGUCGAAAUCGAGUUAUGCAUAAAGCUUUUCAGUUUAUGUUGGUUGUGAUGAGUGUGCAAAUGAACUUUCUUUCAAGUAAUGUUGACUUAGCAACGUAUAACCCCAAACAAAUUAUAGACUGUACAUUAGAGUUUUCUGCAAAGGUUGGCUAUAAUGAUUCAGAAGAAGGUACUGAUAUUGAAAAGUGGACUGAACUUUACAGAGUUGAAAACCAGCGUCGACCAUUGAAGUGUACAUUUGUUAGAUUGGGUCCUCAAUUAGAUGGGCAUUACAGACAUGGUGAUCAUUUAGAUGGAUAUUACACUUGUGAUGAUCAACAUCUGUUUGAAUUAGGUAGUGUUGCUCACAAGCACUAUAUUGUCAAUAUUAUAUUCCCUGCAACACAAAGUAAUAUGCAUUGUUUAGCUGGCCAAGAAAAUUUUUUUAAUGGAGUUCACUUAACAGAAAUACAUCAAAAUGGUGGCUACACUAUUUCGUUAUUUGUAGCAAAAACCAUUAUGUUUCCUUUCAUUGUUGCCGCUUUUUUGUUCUUUCAUCUUAGAAUUCAACGUGAAAAUCGCAAACGUGUUCUUCUUGAAAAAGCCAUUGUUGUUUUGAAUAUAUCUACAUUGGUACUUCUAUUGCCAAUUGAUUGGUUAACCUUAGUUGCUGAUUUACCAUUUAUGCUUUUGGUAUCUGAUUUACGACAAGGGCUAUUUUAUGCAGCUCUUUUGAUAUUUUGGACUUUGUUUGCUGGCGAGCAUAUUAUGGAUCAAAAAAAAAGAAAUGACAUUUUUGCAUACAAAAUUGAAAUUGGAUGCAUAUGCUGUGGGUGCUUGUCACUUUUAAUUUUUGAUCUUGUUGAAAGGGGGACUCAGUUGGUUAAUCCUUUUCAUACCAUAUGGAAAAAAGAUAUUGGGGAAACCAUUGCUAGAAUUUUUAUUGGUGUUGCUGGCGCUGCAUCAGUUUUUUACUGCUUAUUUUUUAUGCGAUUACUGUGGCUUGUGCAUCGAAAUAUUAAUAUUAUGAAAACAGCACUCCCUGCAAUGCAGGAACAUAGGCGAUUUUUUUAUGAGAAUAGAAUUUAUAGGUUUCGAGUUUUGUUAUGGGCAACCCUUGUGAUUGUAGCUUCCACAGUAACUUGUUUUAUAGUGGAUCAACUUAAUGAAACUGCUUGGAAGUUUGAGGAGCAUUCUCUCAAUGAUUAUGUCUUAGUCUCAAGUGCUUUGCAUUUUGGUAUGUUUGGAAUGUGGUCUGGUUAUGUUUUUGCUGUUACUAUUUUUUAUUCACCUUCUGGUCGAAGUACAGAGAAAGAGAUCAAAGUUCAAUAUCGACACUCAGAACAGUUAUUAGCCUCAGGUGAUGUCGAUGCAUCAUUAAAUGAUAGCGAUGAAGACGAGAUUCAAUUUCGGCACCCGAAAACAUAAUGCGUUAAUGAAAUUAAGUUCGGGUUUAGUUUAGCUUUACUUUUUGUAGGAUAGCCAUAUAUCAUUAGAUCGGAGUUCUAUUAAAGUAGUGAUUUUUUUUAAAUUUUUUCAUAUGUUAUUUAUAUAUUUUUUAUUACAACUGUAAAUCUUAGGGAGAUAUUUUUUAUUGCAACUGUAAAUCUUAGGGAGAUAUUUAAGAUUAUUUAAUUUAUUGAUUUUGCUUUUAUUGUAAAUUUUUUUUUUACAAAAUUUUGAAUUCACCUGAAUGUUUUCAUGCAAAUGAGUCUUUGUUAAACCUGAUCGUUUUGUUAUGUUAGUCACAAUAUUUUUUUGCUCUUAUGAAUUUUUGUAUUAUUUUUGUACUUUUAUAUGGAAGUUAUUUUGACGCCUUUUUUUUUGGUUUGAUU